AUGGAGAGCGGUGUAGGUCUGUUGUCUCCAGCAACACUCAACGAUCUGAUCGCACUGGAGCAACUCGAUGAUCAGGCGUUCUGGGAGUCGUACGUGGUGCCGGAGACACCCUCCGCGGCUGCUACGGCAACGAGUGUCGACCUGCGGGGGGCAACGGCGGCGUACUCGUACCCAGCGCCUGCCUACGCGGAGAGCGUCGAGCUCCAACGCCGUCCGAAUGUGAGUGCUCUGGAUGAAGCGCUGUUUGAUCGAGUGUACAGCCUGCUGGGGGCACUUGAUCCCCGAGACCUUCCGCAGCUUGUUGCGUACCUCACGAGUUGUGGGCACAGCGGUGCCGCUGUGCGGCUCGUCGCCGUAACCGGCGGUGUGGCAACACUCACUGCUCUCUUACCGAGAGGCUGGCGAGCCACGAGUCGGCAAGUCGCGUUGCUAGCCUACAGUGCCGGUGGCCAGGCAGUUCUUCAGCGAAGCGUAGAUCUCAGACCCUGCUUUGCCGACUGGCACGAGAACGCACCGGACGCUCGAUCGACAAUGGCUUGUUUGGCACUGAGCUUGACGUUUGGCGUUCGCAGCAGCUGCACAGCUCGCUUCCGUCCCGCUGGUACACACUGCCCCGUACACGGACGACAGCAUGAUGCGGUGCUUGCCAUGUUCUGGCACGAAAUCGAUUAUAUAGAGGCAGCACGGCAUGCGCUGCUCGCAACUUGGCGAGAAUUAGUGGCUGGUACGAGAUUGUCUCGUCAUGAUGGACCCCAAGCGACAACUGCAGCCCGCUGGCCUGUGGGUGCACCGUGCCCAGGCCCAGCGAGUGAAGGCAGCUCGAGACCCGAGGCUGCGGCGACGCUCUUGAACGCUGGGCAGCACGCAAUACCUCCCGUGAAUGGCAUUACCUGCCAUGGAGGCGGUGCCCAGUCUGCAUUACUGAACGCACGGACCCGAAUGAGUGCCCAGUGCUCUCGACCAGUACCCUGCUGGCCAGACGGGGCGUCAACGGGACGCAACGAGAGCCACCCGAGCUCAGAUACAGAUACUGCGGAUCCGGUACUCGACUCGCGGGCGCUCCAGCGUCACCAGCGCUACAUCGUCGUCCCAAGUCGUCACCGAGCGCUCAAUCUGCUACACCUUGCUGUGGUGUAUGGCGCCCCGGUGCUACUCCAAGGCGAGCCUGCAACCGGCAAGCGUGCUCUGCUGCACUUUCUGGCGAAGGAGCUGAAGCGCCCCAUCACCGCCUUCUACUGGGAUCGGCUGGGUUUCGAGGAAGACGCUUUUCUGGAUGCAAUCGCAGUCAUUGCGCCCUGCGGCCCUGGUCGUUUCCAGUGGCGACUGGGUCCUGUGGGUGAAGCCCUGGCCCAGGGACACUGGCUUGUCCUCGAGGGCCUCGGCAGCUCGAGCGCUACCAACCGACGCCUUGCCACGAGUGUUGUGCAGCAGCUCGCUUCGAUACGCCCUGGUGCAGUAUUCGAACUUCCAGGGCGAAAUUUCGCCUUGCAAUUGCAUCAGGACUUUCGGCUGUUCGCGAUUCGCACUGGAACAUCAGCAUCGCUUACUACCACGGACGAGACGUCUUCCUCGUGGAUCGGCUGGCUCGUUAUCGACUUGCCACCGUAUGCGAGAGCGGAGCGUCACCAACUGCUCGGGGAACGAUUCCCAACUUGCACCCCGUGGAUCGAUCGCGUCCUCGCUAGCGUAGACUGCACCGCGGCGUGCUGUCGGAAACUCGCCGACAAUCUCCCGCUUCCGGGACUGAACGAAGCAGUUCGUUUGGCUACUCGUUUAGCGCGCACCCAAGAGGCGCUCACCGAACCGUUGACUCCUGAGGUUGCGCUCAUCCAUGCGCUGGAUGUUCUGGCACCGCUGUUGCCGCCGGCUGCUGCCGAAGACAAGCACGUGGAGGAUGCUCUGCUCACAGCACUGGCUAGCCAGUGGAGUCUCUCUGCCCAUGAGGCACGCAUAUGGUGGUCGCUAGCGUGGAAGCAGUCACCUCUGCCGCAACUGCUGGAACGCAUGGCCGUAGCGCCCACCGAGACCAGCUGCACGGCGCUAGGUCAACUCUACAGAGCACUCGAUCACGAUGAGCCAGUCCUCUUGAUUGGCGAAACAGGUGUCGGGAAAACGUUUAUGGUACAGGAGCUGGCGAAAAGUCUGGGACGACGACUCGUCGUGCUCAAUAUGUCGCAGCAGAGCGACCUCACGGAACUGUUUGGUGGCUAUCAACCGAUCGAUACGCGCAAACUCCUGCAAGACUUGGCGUAUGAGCUGGAGGUUGCAUUCAGCACAACCUUCUCCACGCAUCGUAACCAGGACUUGAUCCUGCAGCUUCGUCUAAUGGCCCGUCGUCGUGACGCGAGUCGCCUAGUUCGACUCGCCCGCAGCCUCUUUACCAGAGUGGCGAGCAGUGGCCGCCUCGAAGGUCACCAGCAGCGGGCGCACUGGGAUCAGGUACAGCGACUCGUUUCGCAAAUGGAGGAUGCCUACGGGUCCACAGCGUUGGAAAAGCGCUCACGGUUGCGAAAGCGACACCGCACUCUUGUGACGUCCACGAGCGAGCCGGCUUCCGGUUCUAUUGAUACAUCUGGUGCUCGCAAAGUACGCUGGCUGGACAAACGACAGCACUUGCAGAGCCGAAGCGAUUGUUCUGACGCUGUUGCUACCGCCCUGGACAACGAAAUGGACGAUGACGAGAGCGACGUGCUCGUCCGCGAGACACCAACAGCGGAGGCAGAGCCGCCUUUGCGCUUCGCUUUUCGAGAAGGCUUGUUGGCGCUAGCGCUUCGUCGUGGCGACCUGUUGCUCCUCGACGAACUGAACUUAGCUCCGGCGGCUUGUCUGGAACGCCUUACUGGCGUACUCGACUCGAUAUGGGAAAGCACAGCACACUCGCCAACGGCAUCGUUGCCGCCCAGGCACCGCAACCAAGUCGCUGUGUUGUCGGCUAGUAGUAGCAUCAACCGACAUCCAGCUUUCCGACUCGUAGCCUGUAUGAACCCGGAGACCAACAUUGGCCGGAAAGCGUUACCCGCGAGCCUCCAGAGACGUUUCACGACUAUUCGGUUGAACGAUGAGCUUCCAGACGAGGACCUGCAUCGCCUGGUGGAGCACCUCUUUACGAAGCGUCUGCAUCCGAGUCAAGCUCGGGUCGAUACCGAACAUUCUUUGACGAAGCGUGUAGUGCUUUUUUAUCAACGAGUGCGCGGACUGGCUCGUUCGAGUUUGUCCAGCGCUGGUGACGGGACUGCUCCCCGUUUUCCGCUGCGAACGCUCAGUCGGAUGCUGCGACUGGCGCUGCACCUCACUCAGUGCGGUUUAGAUGCUCGCAGGGCUCUCUACGAAGGCGCUUGUCUUGGUUUCAGCACUUUUCUCGCGGAGACAAGCCGCCAACGUGUGCUGCAUCUCGCGUACGAGCUCCUGGCUGCUGACUUGGCAACACCCGAGCGUCAUCUGCUCACGCCAGUGACGAAACUGUUACCGGCGAUACCACGAAAGCGUCCAGUGGUCGAUGUCGGAGGCCAGUGGCUCACCCUGGUACAGCCAGGUGCCUCGCCUGCCUCCAGUCAAGCUACGAAUGGUGAGGCUCAGGUACCCGCCAGCGAGUCUCGACGAGAGAUCCGCGUACCGGGAGAACACUCCGUUACCGCUGCGUCAGGUGCUGCUUGCAAGCAGCUGCUCACCAAAGGUGUCUCGGCGACGUUGAGCACUGCCAGUACCCGAGGUUGCAGCCCGACGUUCGUCUGUACACGAACGAUGGUGAAAGCGCUGUCAGAUAUCGCCCGGGCACUGGUCGAUGGACUCCAGAAGACGCCAGUGCUCAUCGAGGGUGCAACUGCGGUCGGUAAGACCGCCUUGGUCAAGCACCUGGCCGAGCGUACCGGUCACGAACUUAUUCGACUCAAUCAACACGAGCACACGGAUGUGAGCGAAUACCUGGGUCGGUAUUUGGUAGGACCUGAUGGGUGUCUACGGUUUGUCGAGGGUCCUUUGGUGCGCGCUGCUCGUCACGGACACUGGGUGCUUCUCGAUGAGCUCAACCUGGCUCCCGGUGACGUUCUCGAGUCCAUCAACCGACUCUUGGACGAAAAUCGUGAACUCGUCAUUCCGGAAACUGGUCAAGUGGUACAAGCGCAUUCGCAGUUUGCUCUGUUUGCUACCCAGAAUCCCAGUGGUAGCCGCUAUGGUGGACGCAAAAUGCUCUCUCCGGCAUUUCGCUCUCGUUUUGUUCUCAUUCAUCUGCCCGAGAUGCAAGAUGAGGAGCUCCUAGAGAUCCUCGGUAUCUGUUACGAGGUACCGGCUAGCUUUGCGAGCGCCAUGGUUCGUAUUCUGCGAGACUUGCAACUGCGACGCUGUACGGAACGCAUUUUUGCCGGCACAGAAGGCCUGGUAACCGCGCGGGACCUCUUCCGCUGGGCCAACCGGCGAGCACGUGAUCGGCAAGCGCUACGUUUCCACGGUCGUUGUUUGCUGGUGGAGCGCCUGCGCGAACCCGCGGAACGUAACGCUGUCUGGAGAGUACUCUGUCAACACAUAGGUCUGGGUGUCGUGGAGGAGUCACCACGAAAUGACGCGAGGACGUCCAGUGGCGUGCAAGCGUCGACAAGCGAGCAUGCUGCUGCUGCUGCUGCUGCUGCUGCUGCUGCUGCUGCUUCGGUGACUAGGGAGCAUACCAUCAUGGCGAUGGUGGAUGUGCUUCCACCGUUGACGCUCCGGGAACUGCUGGAUUCGCUACCUGAGCGCGACCAGUGUCCCUGGUUGAAUCUAUUCGACAGUACAGGCGCAGAUCAAGACCAUGAGGCAGAAAUGCCGCAACAGCAGCCCCAAGCAAGCGCAGAUCAAGUCUAUCAGACGCAGCAGCAGCAACAGCAGCGACAUCACCAAACUGGCAACGCGUUGCAUCGAUCGGGCUCGGUGCCGUUGGGGACACUCCUGUGGCAACGCAUUGAGGCAACUGCGGUGGAGGCAUUGGGACUCGUCAUGGUUCCGAGUCUGCAACGCGUACUAGGACUCGCUUUACACGCCAUUCUUAACCAAGAACCGGUACUUCUAAUUGGUGAGACCGGUAUCGGCAAAAGCACGGUCUGUGCCGUAUUAGCUGCUGCCCUGAAUCGGCCACUCUAUACCCUGAAUGGUCAUCGUCAUACGGAAGCUGCGGACCUCGUAGGUCGUUACGUUCCCGUAGUGAGCACAGAGGCCCUGAACGAUCCUCCAUCGACUGCCGUGCCGCAGAGUUGCGCUACAACGGCAUCCAAAGUGGUUACGAGCACGAGAAAACCUCGUUUCAAGUGGCAAGAUGGAGCACUCACCUCGGCGAUGAGACAAGGUGCGUUCCUCCUGAUUGAUGAAAUCAACAUGAUCGACGACGCUGUGGUGGAGCGUCUGAACAGUGUGCUAGAACCCGCAGGCAAACUGGUGCUCAGUGAACACGGAGGUGAACCCCUUCCAGAGGUGCAGGCAGCUCCGGGCUUUGGCGUCUUCGCUUGUAUGAACCCCAGCGGUGACUUUGGCAAGAAGGAACUCUCCGCUGCCAUACGGAAUCGCUUUACCGAGAUAUGGAUACCCUAUGAGGGCUCCUGCGAUGAUCUCUUCCCGGUGGCUGCGGAGCUGUUGGCAAGCGAACCACCGCUGGUGCUGGAACUCUGGAAGCGCGCCCUCGAAUGGCUUCUCCAGCGUCAGCGUAUGCUCCAGCAGCCUGCUAUGAGCAUUCGGGACCUCGUGGCCUGUAUUCGUAUCUAUCGAGCGCAACAGCAACAGCAACAGCAACAGCAACAUCGAGGUGCUGUGGUUGCGGCCCUCUACGAGGCCCUCGAAGCCUUCUGGGAGAGUGCCUGGAGUUUGUCGCCAGUGUCUCGACUCUCGCUUCGGAACGAGUUGCAGAGCCUUUUUCAAGACGAACAUGCAGUUGCGAUACAUGGUGUGCAACUGCAACAUGAGCGACAAGUACUGCAGCACCAGCGCCAACCGGUCGAGUCGACCGGGCGCCCUUCCUGGUGCUGGACUGCUCCCACAGUGCAACGCAACCUGCGACGCUUGGAGCGAGUUCGUGCUGUGGAUCAGCGACCUGUUCUGCUGGAGGGCCCGCCAGGGGUCGGGAAGACCCAACUUGUUUUGGCGCUUGCUGAAACGCUCUCCAAAAAGGUGCACCGGGUGAAUCUCAGCGAGUUCACCGAAAUGAUGGACCUGGUGGGGACCUUUGUUCCCCACGGCAGCGGGUUCUGCUUCCGGAGAGGUCCACUGUAUACGGCAAUGGAGCGAGGCGACUGGAUUCUCGUUGAUGAACUGAACCUGGCGAGUCAGUCGGUUCUCGAAGGUCUCAAUGCAGUGUUGGAUCAUCGCCGAAUGCUCCAUGUUCCGGAGCUUGCACUUUCGCUUCCAGCAUCCGAGGGUUUUCGUUUCUUCGCAACACAGAAUCCUGCGGGAACGACGCUGGGGCGGCGUUCGCUCCCACGCAGUUUUCUGAACCGCUUUUGGCGGAUUCCCUGCGACGACUAUGAUGCUGCAGACUAUGAAGCGGUUCUGAGGCUACGAUUUCCAUCAUUGGAGCAGUUUCCUGACGUGUUGCAACAGCUGACGCACUGGUGGCCUCAAAAGUUGAGCCUGGUUCAUGCACAACCAGCCACGAUGCGGGAUGUGCUGCGUCUGGCAACGCUCUGGAAUGCGUACCCCAGUGUGCCGCUGCGCAGCUGGGCUCAGCUGCUUCUGCCGAUGCCGCUGGAGGUUGCCCAACGAGCGGUUUCAGUCCCCGAGACUCUAGCUGUUGCGCAUACAGGGCGCAAAGUGGAUGUUGCCGUGCAUCCGGUAUUUGGGAAGGAUACUGUGCAGGGGUCAAGCCCUGGAGAUGCGGAAGCACCCGGGAAAGCAUCUCGUGUAUUGGCGGCAGUCCAUGAGCAUGCAACUAAAUCCGGUGCUGCUGCUGCUGCCGCUGCUGACGACGACGACGACGAUGAUGACGAUAAGAACAAGGAUAACGAUGAUAGUGAUCAUGCGCACCGGAAAGGAUACCUUUCACAGACGGUCACGGAAAAGCAUCCAAAAGGUUCGCUUUCUCUAUCACGAGUUUUCGUUACGCAGCGCUUGGAUGCACACAACGGCGAGUCAAAUGCAGGAAACCAAGUUAUACCGACACCCGGGCGCAAACGAGUCACUUUUGAGAAAUAUCCGCCAGCACCAGAUGGUUCCUGGUGGUCGUUUCGGACCCCGUUGCCGCAAGUUGUGCUCCGGAUGGAUGCAGCAUCCACUGAGGAGGAUCACCUUUGCGGUAUCGUAGACCCGGUUGUGGGCGGCACUGCAUCGCUCGUGACGUGCAGUUGCUGGCAGCCUCGGUAUGUUUCUGCGUUCCGGGAGCAGCUUUUCCGAAAGUGGCUCCAAAUGGAUCCUUGUGCACUUUUCUGUCGCAACAACACUAGCGAGCACCGCGCAGACAGGGCAACAGCGAUGCACGCAGGUCCACUGUCUCAGUCGCUAACUCGAGACGAUUCUUCACGGACCCCGCAUUCCAUGGAGGCAGAGCAAUCCUCUGAGAUAGCACCCCAGUUCCAGACUGGGAACAACGUUCCUGUAGCAGUCUCGGGGGACGCUCUGGCGGAAAACUCGGGUGAUGCGGUUCCCCUGGGCACAGUAUCCGCACACGAAUCGAAACAGCUGCCAAGCGCCUCUGACUUGUACAUCGGGGAUACGAUCCAAACACCAGACGCAUCCCGCAACUUGAAGUGGUGCUUUUGCUGGGGUCCAGUUCUCGUAGCGGGACGCGAGGUGCAGGGUCCCAGUGCACACGGUCUGCUGGGACCCAGUCUCGCCAUUGAGAGCGUGCCGGAAUGGAGGCCCUGUCAGGCACCCCACUGGACAGCCUUAGCCGUAGCGGUUACCCAGCGAUGGCCCUGCUUGCUGGUUGGUCCAGCGAGCUGCGGCAAAGCCAGCCUUGUUCAGGGUAUGGCGCAAAUCCUGGCGAUGCCGCUCACAGAGGUGGUGCUCAGCAACCAAACCGAUAUUACGGAUCUGUUCGGGGGUUACAGCCACGCUUCAGAGCAGCGGACUAGGGAAACGAUAUGCGCCUCGUCGUCGCUGCACAACUCCAGUAGAGCACGUUCGUCUUCAUCGUCCGCAAGACAAGACCCUGAGUACUUCGUUUGGCGUCCGUCGCGCCUGCUGACUGCCCUUGAACAAGGACACUGGCUCUUACUGCGGCACGUGGAGGCGUUGUCACCGGCUCUACUGGAUCGUUUGAAUCCGCUGCUUGAGGAGGAUGUUUUCGAGCUCCCGGUACCCGAAGCGCCACCAAUGUUAUCCCAACACGAUGACCCCAGCGACACCGGCAUCCGACGCUUUGUCAUCCAUCCCAGGUGUCGUAUUUUUCUGACGGCAACUUGUUCGGAAGCUGCUGCAGGGUGUGCUGCACGUCAGAGCCCGGCUCUCUCCGAGGCGCUCAUGAGCCGUUGUUUGACGCUGUGGGUAGGCGGCAGCGCUGCUUCCGAGCAGCCCGUCGAGGCAGCACACGCGCAAGCGUCAGCUUUCCAGGGGCAAGCAUUGCCUUGUGGCGACGUUACUGGACGAGGGAAUGCUCUAGCAGCGUCUGCGACAAAGCCCAUGGAUGCUCGGUGUUUUGCAGCGGCAAGCGAAGUACCUGCCGAAGCGCUUUGGAGCGGUAUCACUCGAACAUCGAUCUCCUUGUUCUAUGAUCCAUUACGUCCGGUAAUUGAAUACGAUCUGGAUCGAUUGGCACGGGUGCUGGACUUGUUCGAUACAGCUGCCGCUAGCUGGUGCGAGCAAAACUCGACGUUGCCAGUUGCCAUCAGCGUCGGAGGUGAGCGGUCUGCACCAGCCGCGGUGAGUCACGAGGAUGCAACAAACGCCUCUAUCUGGGGCAGCGCUCCUUCACGCGCUACCGAAGCGAACGUUCUGGCUUUUUGGGCGAGCCGUCAGGUGCACCUGUGCCGCACCCGCGUCAUCCAGGCUCUGCGACAGCACGCGGAAGCUGCUGGCCUCUUCCUGAUGAUGAGUUCGCCACUGGACUUGGGUUUGCGUCUCGCGCUCAUCGGUCUAGGACCAGAAUCGUAUCCAUUGAUGCCGUUCUCCGCAGAGACGUUUCGCAGAGCAUCUCGUUCGCUUGCCCCGGUUGCACGACUGCCCAGAGAUGGAGCGUCCAGUCCUGGGCGUACCGGAUCCGCGUCAUUGAGCGGUGAACCUCUACUGGAUACGCUGCAGCUGCAUCCCAUACCCGAUACAGGCACAGAAUCGACUUUUGCAAUGCAGCAGCAGCAAGUGCUCGUGUGGUUGCUCCUUUACUGGCGUUGUUUUUGGCCAUGGCAGAUUCCCUGGUCGACGUCAACGAUACAGGGCCCGUUCAGGAAGCAGAUUACGGCCAUUCGACUGGAUGCUCUCGAGAGCCUGUCCCGAAAACGCUUUCAGGAGAGUGGAAACGAUGCACGCUGGCGAGCAUCAAUAAUGCAUCCAGUUGGAUCAAGCACCCGUGGGUAUGUUGCUGUGUUUCAGCCAGCUUGGAAAAGAAUACGCAGCGCACUUGAACUUGACGCUGCAUGCUUCCAGGUAUGCUCGUCGAGCGGUGAGCGCUGGUGCUGGUGGCAACGCGCCCUGCCGAAUGCGUACACGUCGAAUGCAUCCAGUCUCUUGCAACGUUUCUACAACCAGGGCAGGGAGGCGGCAUAUGCGGCCUCUGUGGACUGGUUGACUGCCGCCGCCAAGGCAUGUUGUCGCCUCACGAUGCCCCCCGGUGAUCCGGCACGUGAAUCAUUCACAUCGAAUACCUUGGUCCAACAGGACGGGGCGUAUGCGGAGCUCGAUGACCCCGGCGAAAGCGCAGCAGUCGAGAAGAGCACACCAGCCAAUGCUGUUGCUGCUGCUGCUGCUGCUGCUGCUGUUGCUGCUUUUACGACGGAUGCUAGCGUUCGCACUCGUUGGCUUGCUGAGCAACCCGCACAGCGCGCAGUGAGUGCGUUGCUUCCGCGUUCCACGCCACGAUGGCUUGCCUGGUUUGUGCUGAUGGAUCUAGCGGGUCUGCUGUGUGCAAGCGAGAGGCUUCUUAGCCACGAGGCUGCUUUCGCGAACACCCAGGAACGCGGAGCCUUGCAACGCCGUUGGAUGCAGCUGAACAACUGGCUAGUGCGCUUUUCAUGGCCUCUCGUGGUCGUGGUUGCCACCAUGCGGGUAGCGCUUGCGCUGGGCGCUCCCGAACGAGAAAACGACUGGUUUGUGCGGUGUGCGCUUCGUCAGGUAGCGCUGUCUUGGCAUCUCGUGUGCUGGGCGCUGCACCUGCUGGACGACAGCGAGGCCUCGGAGACGUUGCACGCCAUGCAGUCAAGCGAACAGGCCAAGGAGCGUUAUUUCGACCCGCAGCGCACCUGCUGCGGUUUACCGCACCACUGGGAGUCACUCAUGUCGGGUUCAUGCGCGUUUCAUUGCCUCGCCGAUGCCUUGUUGCAGCGGCAGUACGACUUUGGGGCCUAUAAUGACGCCCAGCAUAUCAAGCCCAGCACUAGCACGCCCGCCGACGCGCUCGAUGCCUAUCUCUGGGAAGCACUCUGGGAACGAGGUCUAGUGCCGACGCUGGACGCUCAACGGGGCGCACCGGGGCCCGCAGGUCGCUCUCGGAACGCGCCUGCGACCACUGGAGGUACGACGGCUCCUGGAACUGUACCCCAGAGACAUGCGGUGCUCUGGUGGCGCAUUCCUCGCUUUGAACAUCCGACUGCUGCACCGGUGCUUUGCAUCGAAGAGCACGAUCGUUCGGAAACCGAGCAGUCCGCGAGUCGCUUUGAACAUCCGACUGCUGCACCGGUGCUUGGCAUCGAAGAGCACGGUCGUUCGGAAACCGGGCAGUCAGCGAGUCGCUUUCAACAUCCGACUGCUGCACCGGUGCUUGGCAUCGAAGAGCACGGUCGUUCGGAAACCGAGCAGUCCGCGAGUCGCAUGCCGUCGUUGCCUGCAGUGGUCGAUCCUGCCGAGGUAUAUGGCUAUCUGGAUGAGGAGCUGCUCCCGUGGAUGGAGGCCCUGCGUCAGCGUGAUGAUCGCAUUGUGGAGCAGGCCUUUAACGGCUACAGCUGUACGCUGCCUGGGUCCGCAGAUCGAAGUCUCCUUCGUCGUGUGGACCUGUCGGAAGCACAGCUUGCGGCUCUACGCGCCGAGGCUAGAGCGCGUAGGUUUUAUCGCCCAUCGGUACCGACGUUGGAAGCGGCACUCGCGUACGGUCAUGCUUGGAGGGAGCAGCAGGAACCGCUGCUCCGAAUGCUUCCUCGAGAAUCCGCUGCAGGCUGGACACACGUCUGGAGUGCAGCGGAACGCCUGGGGGCUUUGGAGGGACUGCAAGCAGCGGAAGCACUGCUGCCAGGUGGACGUUUUCACGCCCUGCAUGAUACCGCCGGACUUGUCGUGCUUGACUGGUACCAGGAAUACCAUGAGAGGCUGCUUCUCGAUGCCGAAAAGAGUGUCGCUGGGAUGUGCACCACCGACGCACUGGACUGGUCGACGCUCUGGAGGCCGCGGAUGUUGUUGCUUCUCGAGUCGGUGUUUGCGUCUGAGCGCGAGCCUGAGCCAUCACUUGGAGCGAGAGGCGGCCUGUUGGCACCAGUGCGCCUUGCUCGAGCACCUCGACGGCUGCUAGUUUCGUUGCAGCAACUGCUUUGUAGACAGGAAAGCGCACAAACCCGUUUCUGGCAUGCCUGGGCAGUCUUGUUGGAUGUGGUGCUUGCCGGAGGUGUUCCUGGUCUCGAUGAACGACGCGCCCAGGCGUCUGCAUCGAUUCCCAAUGGAGCGGCUCCGGAAACGUCCGCACAAGAGGCUUGGCGAACGCUUGCUGCAGCAGCUGGAAUGCCGUGGAGUCGAGCAGGUGCUGUUGCAGCCGCGGAAGCUUCCGAUGAGGCGCUUGCACACUGUAGGCGCCUCUUCGAGUCCGAACUAGAGCCACUGCGGCAAGGCUCGCCAGAGCGCACCGCAUCAACCGGCACUGCAUGUGCUCGAAUGGACCUGGAUCCCGACGAAACCCCACAAUGGGAAGCGUUGCGUCUUUGGCACCAAUACAGUUUGCUGUCUCUGGAGGCAACUCACGGGACACGAGAUUCGCAGCGAGCAGCAGCAGCAGUAGCGCCUUCGGAUUCGUAUGUGAGCGUGAUUAAGGACUUGGAGCGCAGGGCGGACGCACUACCUGUCCCUUUAGCGAUACCCACUGGUGCUGCUUCUGUCCCGAAUGCAGUGCUCUCGGAGAUCGACGUCCUUGCUGCUGGACAGAUAGCAUGCAGUACUGCUUUUGUACGGAAUGCAGCACUCUCGGAGCGCAAUGCGAUUGCUUCUGGUCAGAUAGCUACGGAUGGUGGCUGCGGUCGACGCUGGAACUCGAGCGAGCACCCAGCAGUACCGCCAGGGAGCACCUGUUGGCAAUCGCUGCCCGGGCUGUUGGCUCAAUUGGUCAACACUGCUGCCCCUGGUACUUCCUCUGUGGAUACGAAAACGACUCAGUGGUGCUCUGGUGUGGUCGUAGCUCUCGCGCUGCUGCUCAUCGGAAUGGAAGCUUUGAGUUGUACGCAAGAGCUCCCUGCUCAAGUGCUCGCAGCACUGCAAAAGCACAGCUAUGAAGCGCUUCUGCGGAGUUACGUGGUGGCAUCCAUACAGUUGUUGCGUAUCCAACCGGCAACUACCUGGUGGAGCGUCCUCCAGCAUCCACACUCCCUGCCCUAUUUAUGGACUGCGUGGCAGAGACCGGUUGCAGAGUCCAGUGCCUCGCUGCAUGGAAGCGCAGCCGAACCUACGUGGCGCUACGGAGCAGCGCUCUCUAGCCUGGGUGACCAGCUGCGUGCCUGGGCGCGUCAAGAGCCGGACCGAGCCCUCUGGAUGCACCUUGCGACGCGCUGGGAUAGUUGUUCCAAGCGAAGCGAACAAUUGCGAGCCCUUGGCCGGGAGCGGGAAGCGCUCGAGCUGCUCCUGGGAGAGCUCCUUGAACCCCUGGCACAAGAGAUUGCCCAGCGUUGUGCUUUCUCCGAUGCAGAUGAUUCGACUAAUGGUGCGCUGCGCGACACUUGGGAGCAGCUCGGCUCGCUGCUAGUCUCGAUGCGACUCGCUUGUUUCGCCCAGACUCGUUGGCAACGUGAAGAGCGUGCUCUGCGCUAUUCGAAGCGGGUCAUCGACACGCUCCCGUGUUGGUUGCAGGUUGCGACGCUCGCCGAGAGCGCCGCAGUCUCUGAACAGUCCAGGGCAGGAUGCUCGUUGAUGGAUGCAAUGGGAAAGCGUACGAGCGCUGGACAAGACCCAGAGAUGCUCCUCGGCGAUGAGCGUGUGCCCCAGUGGCUCGUCUGUUGUGGACAGGGCAUGGAGACGCUCGCCGUGGGAUAUGUCUUUCCGUUGCUACAGCUGUGGCGGUUGCUUGCGCGCUACGGUAGCCAGCUGGAGCCUCGCUUGCAAGCUAUCCAAGCGCAACUGGUACUUGUCUACCGUUACUACGUACGAUACUGCGAGAUAGUGCAGGAAGCGAUUGAUGAGCUUCAACAGAAACAGCUCCCCCAGUGGCAACUGCAGCGACUGCGCUUCGGGAUGCAGAUGCAGCGACCGUGGCGACAGCUUGCCGACUGGGAGCGCUACCGAGCAGCAGUCCAGCAGCUGCAGCAGGAGGAGCGCCAGCAGUGGCGAGCCCUGGACCACCUGCUGGACAGCAGUGUGCAGUCGCUCUGGCAGCGAGCUCGUGAACGCGUCGCUAAGCAGCUCUUGGAGCGUUCGCAAACCGCAUUGGUCAGCUCGACGCAAGAAUCGUUCAUGGACACCAACGUGAAGGCAGCUGGACCAGCGUUGGAGCAGUUAUCGCUGGUACACGAGGCGUCGUUGGCUGCACUGAGGGAACUGGAGCGCCUAGCGCACCAGAACAAGUGCUGUUGGGCAUCUAUAGAGCGUUGUUAUCGCUCUAUCUUUCAACUGCUGCGUCCAAUGAGGAUACGAAAGCGUCCAUUGCGAGAGCCUUUGCGGUUGCACUGGCCCGCUGGCGUGCUCUAUUACGGGCGGGCGCCCUGGGGAUACCCCCUGGGACAAGCGGAGCGUCUUCGGACGCAACAACAGCCACAGCAACAGCAACAGCAGCCAAACACACCGUACAUGAGCAAUACGGACGACGGCGACGACGAUCAUGCAGCUCUUUUCGAUGUGCUGGACAUGUUGCUGCUGGUGGAUACCAAGUUCUGGGAGCAGCUGACGGCUACUACGGAUCCGGCAGAGCUGCGAGGCUUGCGCACCGUGGCUACGUUGCUGGCGUUGGUGCGCGGGCUGCUCAGCGACCUCGCUGACCAACGCGAAACCUGGCAGAUCGCGCAUGCUCAUCCAGCUGUGCAAGUCCAGACGCAAGCAUCCGUACGUUGCGCAGCAGCAGCAGCGGCAGCGGCGGAAACGUCGCCUUCGAACUCGGAGGCGGUCGCGAGCUGGACUUGUGCGCACGACGCGACUCGAGUGCUGUCGAAGGGAGCGGUCCCGGGGCGUGGUGCUCCAGUCACGGAACUGGAUACACAGACGCAGCGUCAUGCUGCCGAAUAUUCGAUAAUCGAUGAAGCGUCUGUCUCAACAAUGGAUACUCGCCGUGUUGCGCUGGAACUGGCCGUACUGUGUCGCUGUUGGCCAGACGCUGCGUCACUGGGGGCUCGCUUUGCGGCCUUGGCGGCGGAACUUGGGCGUCAGCUCCAUCAGCACGACUGGGACGGCAUCGAAAGCAGCGCAACCGACCUCGAGCAACUGCUGCGUACGUUUCAGUCUGGCACGUCUCGCACGACAAGUGCUGCGGCAACGGCAUUGCGUACGCAACUGUACCGAUGUGCUCUGGAGCAAGUUGCAAGGCUCCGACUCCAACUCCAGCGACGAGUGCCUGCAUCGCUGCGGGGUAAUGGCCAAAUGGAGGCGGGUCCAAUUCCAGUAUCCGAAGACUCUCGUCGGGAUAACGAGGGUCCCGCGUCUGAACGCCACCCCGAAGCGAGCCCUCGAGCGUCUCCAGAGUGCCAGACGGCGACACCGACUGCAACGCCGGACUGGACACUGAUGGAGCUCCUGCACUGGCGUCCGUCGUCAAGCGAAGCGUUUGUAUUGUGCCUGGGACAAGUGCACGGCACUGCGAAUGUCUCUGAGCACCAGCAUGGCGCACUUGAGCGCAAACUGGCCAUGUUGCGGCGUCUGCACUGGUCGCUUGUGCGUAUCGUUCAGGUUUUGUUGUGUCUUGCGGAUCGUUCGCUGAUGCUGCUUCACAAUGCAGCAGUGGAUGCACAGCGCGAUGCAGUUGGUAAGGAUGUGAUGCGCCAGGGAGCGGGCUUUGCUGACACCGGAGCAUUGAAUGCGGAUGCUCGUGACUGUUCCGCCGACCUGGCAGCAUCCGAGCUUGGUGAGGAGCUCUUCGCCUCCGACAGAGCGACGAAUAGUGCAGCGGAGCAGGGCGUGCCGCGCUCCUCUGAUGACCUCGAAUCGAAUGAGGAGCUGCUCACCACAGCGGCGUUCUCGGCACCGUUUACAGAGAACGAGACUCUGGGGCAAGCCCCAGAAGACGACAUCGACGUCGACGGUGACAUGAACAACCCAGGGGGCACGGAAGCGCCGCCCGCGACGGAGACUGCACCAACGCCCUGCCCGGAGGAGCGCGCGUUGCCUGCUGACAGGACAGCGACCUCAGCAACAGCUCUAGCUGCGACGAGUAUGGAGGAAGCGGCACCCGACUCGAUGACAGAUGCACCAGCGGAGGUGGUUGCAUCUGGCAACGAGAGCACCGUGGAUGCAGAAGCUGCCCCGCGGUUACCGUGUGCAGUCACGGGGCCUGCGCAACCCUCCAUGAGCCCGGAAGCGUCGCUGAACGAGCCCGAGCAGGACGCUCCCGACAUCCUCGAGGACCUGGUGCAUCCGGACGGCAACUCGUCUCCGGAUAGGGUGUCAGAGGCAUCUGAAGGCUUGCCAUUCGCUGAAGACUGGGAAUGCGACGAACCUGCUGUCGACUCUGUCUCUGUUGACGCCUCGGAGGAGGCCGAAGCGAGGAGCGCGUUGCAUUCAGACGAGGACGCUCUGUCCGACAAUGGAGAUACGAUGAACGCGUCUCCCGCAGAUGCCGAGAGGUCUCAGUCUGACGCUCGGGAUACCUCGGAGACGAGAGAGCACACAGGCCGCUCGCCCGUCUCUGAAUCCUCGAUACUAGCCAAUGCUGCGCUCCCCGAACUGGCUACCGGAGGCGAGUCUGGAAACGCUGCAAGUGCACCGUCGCAAUCCGCAGCAGCAACUGGAGCCGCAGCCGCGUCGUCAGGUACGCUUCCAGCAUCCGCAGAGGCACCGGUCAUGCAAGCGGUAUCGGAAAAUCCCAGGGAGAGGCCCGGAGCGGCUCAUACCGAGGUCGAUGCUGCGACAACGAUGCCGCUCGCAGCCAGGAAUGUGCCGGAGACGAUCUGGAGCCAGGACGCUAUGCACUGGACAACGCCGCCCCAGCCAGCAUCCUGGGAAAGCACCGAAGAGCAGCGGAGCGCCUCGGCGCAAGGCGCACCCGCGUAUGCAGCAGAGGCGGCGGUGUCACUCGCUCCGGACCGGCAGGCUCAUGUUGCGUCAAGCGUAGCAGCAGAAUGGUCUAGUGGAGCCGCGCCAACCGCAACACCCCUUGACUUGCCAUACCCGUACACUGGGGAAACAUCAACUUCGUUGGAACAGAACAAACCAGCUGCGGCAGAUGAACAACAUCGUAUGCCUGCGUUGACGGACGAUCUCUGGAGCGACAACCAGGAUCCAACGGGCGUGCCGCAUCAGCCGCAGGUGCAGCAGAUGACCGGUUCGAAUGUCGACGACCUGGUGGUACCAGCUGCAAGCCAUCGCAAUGCACAGUGGAGCGCGUCGUCGACACUGUCACCAGCGGAAGCGUCACCAGGACGCCAGACGUCUACCGCGAAGACACCAGAACCUGAACGCCAGCGCGCAACGCAACGCCAAGAGUCCCUGCAUCAUCGCGACGACGAAAACGACAAGGAUGACAACCAGGAUAUCGCACCACAGCACAUGGACGCGGACCAUACGCGAUACUCGCUGGAACAAGCGGCUGCUGAUGCUGAUUUGAUCACCUGGUUCGCACUUGAACGUUCUCAUGAGGCGACGAUUGCACACCUCAGCCGUCGACUGGAACCCGUCCUCGAGUACAACCAAAUGACGCGUUUUGCAGGCGACUUUCGCACCGGGAAGCGGCUCCAUAUGCGUCGUCUCAUUGAUUAUGUGGCCAGCAACUACACCCGCGAUCGUAUCUGGAUGCGUCGUAUUCGUCCAGACCGUCGUCGAUACGAUAUCGUUGUUGCGGUCGACGACUCUGCGAGUAUGCACGAAUCAGGUGCGUCUCGCUUGGCACUAGAGUCUCUGGUGGUGGUUGCAGCGGCGCUGCAGCGACUCGAACUGGCACAUCUGGGUGUUAUCCGUUUCGGUUGCGAUGCACAAGUCGUGCAUUCCUUACACGCCGGAAUACCCGCCGCUGGCUCUGUUGGUGAUCAGCUGCUUGGUCAGUUUACGUUCCAGCAGCAGGCGACCAAUGUGGUCGCUCUGUUAGAAUGUGCGUCGGCGUUGUUCCGAGAGGCACGGGAGCAGCAAGCCGGUGUGAUCGAUUCUUGGCAGCUGUUGCUGAUUCUUUCCGACGGGCGACUAGGAGAGCGAGACGCCCUCCGCGCGCUCAUUCGAGAAGCGAAUGCACAACGUCUGCGGAUCGUGUUUUUCAUAUUGGAUCAGGUUGCUGGCACUCGAGAACAAGAGCAGCAGGCGUCGAGCGCGGUCCGGCGUACCUCUGUUCUCGAUAUGAAGCAGGUCGGUUUUGCCCCGGGUGGACGCAUGCAGGUGCGACGCUACCUGGAAGAUUUUCCCUUUCCUUUCUAUGUCAUUGUAGAGGAGAUUGCCGCUUUGCCGGCGGUAUUCGGGGACACGUUACGGCAAUGGCUCGCAGCCGGCAUGGAUUCCGGAUGCUAG
Messenger RNA from Cyanidioschyzon merolae strain 10D, 17922 nucleotides. Its product is annotated as similar to midasin Mdn1p. Gene Ontology annotation, cellular component: preribosome, large subunit precursor; nucleus. Gene Ontology annotation, molecular function: ATP binding; ATP hydrolysis activity. The transcript has a single exon. NCBI's taxonomy places the organism in Eukaryota, Rhodophyta, Bangiophyceae, Cyanidiales, Cyanidiaceae. Gene Ontology annotation, biological process: ribosomal large subunit assembly; rRNA processing. The record is from RefSeq and is a predicted model, not a curated record. Bases 1 to 17922 code for a protein of 5973 amino acids.